This is a messenger RNA of Menidia menidia (Atlantic silverside), 4215 nucleotides long. Lineage: Eukaryota; Metazoa; Chordata; Actinopteri; Atheriniformes; Atherinopsidae. The record is from the annotation of a GenBank genome assembly.
CCGUUGAAGCCAAACGUCAGUGUUCUGCGGCUGAACCGUUUAGUGACUUUGCUGCAAGCUUUUGUUCGCUGCGCGUCAAAGCUCGCACCUAACAGCUAAAAAUACUCCAGUAGGCGGACAUUAAGUGACCCAAACCAGCGGAUAAAUGUGACACCUCGGCUGUUGUUGACCACGAUAAAAACAGAAGGGACAGCUUCGGUGCUCCUGCCGCCGCCGCCUUUCCCCGCCGCCUUUCCUCGCCGCCUGCCUCCGCGCUCCAUGUCUGCCUGCCUCCUCUGGUCAUAACCAUGGCGACGGUGAUCCUGCUCCGGCCGUGUCGCUGAGCCGCCGCCGCCCCGCCGCCGCCGCACCAUGGAGAGGAAACGCCGAAAGAAAUCCGUCUAGCUCCCCGGCCUUUCGCAGAAUGGACUCGUAUCUGGAGCUGUGGACCUGAGCCUCCAGCAGGUGUUCGCCGCCCACAGUUUGCUUCCAAGCCCGACAUGCUGCCGUUUCCCGUGUUGGCCUCCGUGCUCCUGGGGCUGCUGGCCGGCCUCCUGCCCGGUGCGGGGACGCAGCCGGAGCCGGGGGCCAGAGGCAGCCCCCCCCCCGCCAGCGGGGAGCCCCUCCCCCCGACGCCCGACGCCAACUGCUCCCAGCUCACCCUCAAACUGGAGUUCUCCUCCGAGGUGGUGGAACAUGAGUACAUCGUGGCCUUCACCGGCUACUUCUCGGCCAGAGCCCGCAGCCACUACAUCAGCAGCGCCCUGCGCAGCUCCGCCGGCGGCCUGCUGGAGUGGCACAUCGUCUCCAGGGAGAACCCGGCCUCCCACUUCCCCAGCGACUUUGAGCUGGUGCACAUCCGCCAAGCCCCCCCCGGCAGCCUGCUGACCUUAGAGGACCAUCCCUACAUCAAGAGGGUGACGCCCCAGCGCAAAGUGUUCCGCACCCUAAAGUACACCCCCGCCCCAGAAGCUGCCGCUGCGCCCUGCAACGCCUCGGCGGGGAGCCCCAGGUGGCCGUCCUGGCAGUCGUCCCGGCCGUUCAGGAGGAGCAGCCUGUCUCUGGGAUCCGGCUUCUGGCACGCCACCGGCCGCCACUCCAGCCGGCGCCUGCUGCGCGCCAUCCCCCGCCACGUGGCCCAGAUCCUGCAGGCCGACGUGCUGUGGCAGAUGGGACACACCGGCUCGGGCGUGAAGGUGGCCGUGUUCGACACCGGCCUGAGUGAAAAGCACCCGCAUUUCAAGAACGUGAAGGAAAGGACCAACUGGACCAAUGAAAAGACGCUGGACGAUGGCCUGGGCCACGGCACAUUCGUGGCAGGCGUCAUAGCCAGUAUGAGGGAGUGCCAAGGCUUCGCCCCCGAUUCCGAGCUGCACAUCUUCAGAGUGUUCACCAACAACCAGGUGUCGUACACCUCCUGGUUCCUGGAUGCUUUCAACUACGCCAUCCUGAAGAAGAUCGAUGUCCUGAACCUCAGCAUCGGGGGUCCAGACUUCAUGGACCAUCCCUUUGUGGAUAAGGUGUGGGAGCUCACAGCCAACAAAGUCAUCAUGGUGUCGGCCAUCGGCAACGACGGACCUCUGUACGGCACCCUGAACAAUCCAGCUGAUCAGAUGGACGUGAUCGGAGUCGGAGGGAUCGACUUUGAAGACAACAUAGCAAGAUUUUCCUCCAGAGGCAUGACCACCUGGGAGCUGCCAGGGGGCUACGGCCGAGUCAAGCCCGACAUCGUCACCUACGGCUCGGGCGUGCGGGGCUCCGGCAUGAAGGAGGGAUGCCGCUCGCUGUCGGGCACCAGCGUGGCCUCCCCGGUGGUGGCAGGCGCCGUCACGCUGCUGGCCAGCACCGUCCUGAACCGGGAGCUGGUGAACCCGGCCUCCAUGAAGCAGGCUCUGAUCGCCUCGGCCCGCAGGCUGCCCGGGGUCAACAUGUUUGAGCAGGGCCACGGGAAACUGGACCUGAUCCGGGCCUACCAGGUCCUGAACAGCUACAGGCCUCAGGCAAGCCUGUCUCCCAGCUACAUCGACCUGACGGAGUGUCCCUACAUGUGGCCCUACUGCUCGCAGCCCAUCUACUACGGGGGCAUGCCCACCAUCGUCAACGUCACCAUCCUCAACGGCAUGGGGGUCACCGGCAGGAUAGUGGACAAGCCCAUCUGGCAGCCGUACCUCCCGCAGAACGGCGACCACAUGGACGUGGCCAUCUCCUACUCCCCCGUGCUGUGGCCGUGGGCUGGAUACCUGGCCGUGUCCAUCUCCGUGGCCAAGAAGGCCGCGUCCUGGGAGGGCGUGGCCCAGGGCCACGUGAUGGUGACGGUGGCCUCGCCCGCCGAGAACGACUCGGAGGUCGGAGGGGAGCUGACGUCCACGGUCAAACUGCCCAUCAAGGUGAAGAUCGUGCCCACGCCGCCCCGCAGCAAGCGAGUUCUGUGGGACCAGUACCACAACCUGCGCUACCCGCCGGGCUACUUCCCCCGAGACAACCUGCGCAUGAAGAACGACCCGCUGGACUGGAACGGAGACCACAUCCACACCAACUUCAGGGACAUGUACCAGCACCUGAGGAGCAUGGGCUACUUCGUGGAGGUGCUGGGGGCCCCCAUCACGUGCUUCGAUGCCAGCCAGUACGGCACGCUGCUGAUGGUGGACAGCGAGGAAGAGUACUUCCCAGAGGAGAUCACCAAGCUGAGGAGAGACAUCGACAACGGGCUGUCGCUCAUCGUCUUCAGCGACUGGUACAACACCUCAGUGAUGAGGAAAGUCAAGUUCUACGACGAGAACACCAGGCAGUGGUGGAUGCCGGACACGGGGGGCGCUAACGUCCCGGCUCUGAACGACCUGAUCUCCGUGUGGGGGAUGGCCUUCAGCGACGGGCUGUACGAGGGCGACUUCACUCUGGCCGAUCAUGACAGCCUGGAGGUGUUGAAGCAGGAGACGGCCGUCGUGGAGGGCGUUCCCAUCCUCGGACUGUACCAAACGCCCUCGGACGGCGGGGGUCGCAUCGCCCUGUAUGGGGAUUCGAACUGCAUAGACGACAGCCACAGGCAGAAAGGUGCCGCCCCCAGGCUCCUCCUCCUCCCGGGCCAGCCGGGUUCAGCCCUUUUCUGCCCCCUGGCUCAUGUGUCGGCCUCUCUCUGUGUUCCCGCAGACUGUUUUUGGCUCCUGGAUGCCCUGCUGCAGUACACCUCCUACAGCAUGACCCCGCCCAGCCUCAGCCACUCCCACAGCAGGGUGGCCCCCCCCACGGGGGCAGACCGCCCGCUGCCACAGAGGCUGGAAGGAAACCACCUCUACCGCUACUCCAAGGUUCUGGAGGCCCACCUGGGGGACCCGAAGCCCCGCCCCCUGCCCGCCUGCCCCCACCUGUCCUGGGCCAAGCCGCAGCCCCUCAACGAGACGGCGCCCAGCAACCUGUGGAAGCACCAGAAGCUGCUCUCGGUGGACCUGGACAAGGUGGCGCUGCCCAACAUGAAGGCCUACCGGCCCCAGGUCAGGCCUCUGUCCCCGGGGGAGAGCGGGGCCUGGGACAUCCCCGGAGGGAUAAUGCCGGGCCGCUACAACCAGGAGGUGGGCCAGACCAUCCCCGUCUUUGCCUUCCUGGGGGCCAUGGUGGUGCUGUCCUUCUUCGUGGUCCAGCUCACCAAAGCCAAGAGCAAACCCAAACGCAGGAAGCCGCGCAUCAAGCGCCCCACCUACCUGCAGCAGCAGCAGGCGGCGGCGGGGGGGGGCAAGGCGCCCGCCGUCUGAGCGCCGUCUGGACGCCACCGCCCCGGUCCUGUGCCUCUUUGUGUGGACCAAUGGACAGAAAACACACACCUGGACCUGAACACGCCCCCGCCCACCCCCCCUCCUCCUUUACGACCAAACGCCUUCUUUACUAAUGAACAUCUGACUUUAAUAUUUAUUGAAUUUGUUUGUACAGCCGGAGGGCAGCCGGGUCAAAGGUCAGGCGGAGUCCGCUGCGGGGUGAUCCUGAGUCGUGCCCACCUCUGUGUCUUUUCAUUGUUUUUAUAUUUUCUAUGAUGAACGGCCUGCGCAGGCCGGCUGCCGCUCACUCAGUGUCGCCCACGGACUCCCCAGAUAUAUCUCAUCCAUUAAAAAGCAUUACCAAAGUUCCCUGGGCUGCUUUCUUCAGGAAAAUGGUCAAAGGUAAGGCCACAUGUUUGGUUUUGAACCAGAUUUUAACAGUAAAUCUGAGGACAAAGGCUUUGAGUUAAUAAUCAUAGAUAAUACGUUU